UUUAUUCAAGCUCAGUUCAAUUGCGGCCAGCUUUGUUGGCGGACGUCUCAGGCGGCAUUAACUAUAAACUAUACCAAAAAAAAAAAAAUAACAAAACCGAAAUCUUCUUGCAUUUUUUUUUACCUGUGCUAACUGUGCGAAAAAGAGGGAAACACCUAGAAAAGCGAAACAAGAAUCUGAAAAAAAAACAACCGUGUGUGAAGUAAACAAUUGCAGUGACCGAAAAACCUUUAAACGAAAAUAAAAACAAAGGAAAUACCAGCAAAGAAGAACCAGAAGCAGCGGCAACUAAAGAAAACAACAACAACACGAUUAACUUGACGACAAAGAUGCCCGAGUGAUCGAGCCGAAUCAGCGAUCGCCAGUGGGAAUAGUUCAAGAAAUCGGAGGAGAGGUUCUUCGCGAUGAGGAUGCACCUGAGUGGACGCGAGGUGCGGGAGCUGUUGCGCAAGGAUCUGCUGGUGCGAUGGCGCCAGAAGGGACUCAGCCUGAUCCUGCUGGUCUGGCCGGUGCUGAUCUUCAUGCUGCUCUACCUGAUCCGCCUGAAGUACGGAUCGGAGGAGGUGGAGGCCUGCCAGUACCCCACCCGCCUGUUGCCCACCAAGAAUCAGGUGGUUCCCGCCGCCUUCUCCUACAUCUGCAGCAUUGAGAACCGCUGCCAGCCGGCGCAUCCGUACGAGGAGUACUCCCACUGGAAGGAGGCACCACUGCACUCCGUGAUCGAUGUGGUCAACGCCUUUGUCACCGACGAACGACUCCACAAGGCCGUCGUCGAGCUGGCCGAGAAGGCCAACUUUGUGUCGGCCAUUACCACGCUGAUCACCAGCGAUCGACUCGAUAUCAUACGAAGUAACAUAAGUGAAAUAAUUUCUCUGGUGCCCGAAAUUGAACGACGCAUGAACUAUAGCUUCGAUAUAAAGCAUUUGUUUUCGAAUCGCGAAACCUUUGUAAAACUGGGAGUCCUACUGUGCGGUCAUCCUUUCCCCAACACCGACACGAUACCGCUGGUCAACGAAAUCCUGGAAUCGGAGGACUUUAGCCAGGCCAACGACGCGGAACUUGAUGCAAUGCCGAACCGUCGUCGUCGUCGAUCCGAAAAUCUACCCACGGACUGGAGGCCAACCAAAUACUGCAAGCGUCUCUACCUGGAUGUGACUUCCACGAACCAGGGCAAACUCACCUGGAACACCAUCAAGCCGAUUAUCCAGGGUCGGAUUCUCUACACCCCCGCAAAUGUGGUGACCGAUAGCGUGGUGAAGUUCAGCAAUGCCACUUUUGAGGAGCUGGACAGGCUGAAGCAGCUGUCGCGGGCAGCAGCCACUAUUCUGACCAAACUGCAUACGAAUGCCACCUUCCAGGAGGCCUUCGACAGUCUGCUCAAGCUGGAAUCGCCACUGGUCAAGAGUUUGGUGGGCGAUGACUUUGAUAUCGGGGAAAUCGAGCGGGUGUUCCAAUAUAUCCGCACCAAUCAGCUGAUACACGAUAUCCUCACAACGGUGGCCGAUCUGAUGGACUGCGUAUCGGCGGAUCGUUUUGAGGCUGUCGAUAGUGUGGAGGAGCUGCAGAGAAGGGCCUACGAACUGAAUCAGAACAAGCUCUUCCUGGCCGCCCUCAAUCUGGAAGAUGUGGCUCUGAAGCAGUCCUCCUACCGCCUACACAUGGACACCGACAAUACGCAGCCCACUUUCGAGAACCGCAAUCGAUUCUGGUUCCCCGGUCCAGCCGACAGCAUGGUAAUUGAUCUCAAGUACCAUCGUGGCUUCGUCCAGCUGAAGCAAAUGGUCGACCUGGGCAUUAUCAAGAGCAAACGAGAGGAGGCUGGUUUUGCGCCCGAAGAGGAGAACCCCGAAAGUGGCCGAUCUCUAAGCAGUCUCUUCAGCAUCAAGCAUGUGGAGUCCGAUGAGGAUGAUGAUGAUGACGAUGAUGAUGAUCUCGAUCUCAGUUUGGAGGGAAGUGCCGAGCAGGCCACCCAAAAGGUGCCAGAUGAUCAGGAAGCCACCACAAUUCCUUCAUCGCCGAAAGACCAGGAUACUGAGGGGGUCACCACUAGAGAAGAAGGGGUCACCACAGAUCAGCCAACGCUGAAUGAUGAGCCCGAUCUUCUACUGCUCAACAAUGAAGAUGUUCUCAAACGUUCGAAGCGCCAGGGUAUACUGGAUUUACUUGGAGGAUUUGGUUCGUCUGGAGAUGCCAGUAAAAAGAACAAAUUCGAAGUAGAUAAUAUGCAGUUCUACACCAAGCAGUUUCCCCAUCCCGCCUUUCUGAACGAUGUCUUCAAACGUGGCCUGCACUUGUCCCAAGGUGUUCAGGUGGCCUAUCUACUGGGUCUGGUGGUGUUUGUGGCCCUUUGUGUGCGGGAACGCAUCUGGAUGCGGGAAAGCCGUAAUAGCAUGUUAAUGCGAUCGAUGGGCCUGAAGGCACAUUCCGAGCUGGUGGCCUGGGCCUUAAUAAGUUUCCUGGAGCUCUGUGUGAUCUUUGUGCUGAUCAGUGCGGUCCUGUACAGUGGCGGCAUUUUGGGAUACACCAACUGGUUCUUCAUGAUGUUCUACUGCCUGAGCUUUGGCAUUGUUUGAUUUCUUUUGGUAAGGAAAGCCUUAUCAUGUUACAUGUGCUCGAACUUCUUCAAUUCGGCGAACAUUGGUGCUGUGGCCUCGGCCCUGAUGUUUUUCAUUAGCCUGUGUCCCUUUAUCAUCGUGCUGAUGUUCGAUGCCAAGCUGAGUGUUUUCGAGAGCCUCCUGGUGGACCUGUCCUUCACCACGGCCUUCGCCAAGGGCUGGGGCGAACUGAUGCGGAUGGAGCUGCAGCAGCAGGGCCUGACCCUGGGCCAUCUCGUCCAGGUGGGUCCUGCCAGGAGCGAGUGCGCCAUGGCGCUGCUCAUGUUCCUGCUCGACUUUCUGCUAUAUGCGGUCAUCGGACUGGCCUAUCAGCGGUUCAAGAAGAAUAACUAUAGCUUCGUGAAGGUCAGUCGUUCGCAAUUGGAUGACAAACUGGGCGCCUCACUGGCCAAUGUGACCAAGUUGUAUGGCAGCAAGUGUGCCGUGUCCAAUUUGAGCCUGGACUUCGCCCGCAACCAGGUGAGCUGUCUGCUGGGUCGCAAUGGAGCCGGUAAGAGCACGGUGAUCAAGCUGCUCACGGGGCAGAUCCGGCAGAGCAGCGGCAAGGUCCUGUUGGCCGGCGAGCACCAGGUGGGCGUCUGCUGGCAGGACAACAUCCUCAUACCCACGCUGACGGCCCGAGAGCACCUGCAGCUGUAUGCCCAGAUCAAGCUGCCACCGGGCGAGAGCGGUGGAGCCGAGGAGGUGCACAGCGAGGUGGCCCGAACCCUCCAGAGCCUCAACUUUGGCCAGCACGAGUCCUAUCCCGCCUGGCAGCUGUCCGGCGGCUAUAGACGACGCCUCUGCGUGGCCAUCGCCUUCAUCGCCUCGCCCAGCGUGGUCAUCCUGGAUGAACCCUGCAACGGGGUGGACGCCAAGGCCAGGAAGGACAUCUGGCAGCUGAUCGAACGACUGCGCCAGGGAAGGGCCGUCAUCUUCGCCACCCACUUCCUGGACGAGGCCAAGUACCUCAGCGACUCGCUGGUGAUCAUGCGGAAUGGUCGCAUUAUUGCCCAGCACAGUCGCAGUUCGCUGCAGCAAUUGUGCACCUCCAGCUACAGCAUUCGGAUGCGCUGUGCCGAUGCCACCGGAGUGGCCCACAUUGUGCAGCGGGCGCAGCAGCUGCUGCCCCAGAGCCAGGUGCUCCACUCCGGAUUGGCCGAUCAGCCGCACAGCCUGACGAUCAGUGCCAGCUAUGCGGAGCAUCUGACACCCGGAGCCGUUGAGUUCCUAGAGCUGCUGCAGUCCCAAGAGGCAGCUGGCGGAGUGGCGGAUGUGGAGCUGACUAGUAGCUCCAGCCUGGAGCAGGAAUUCGAGCAGUUGAACAGGAGGAGUGGCCAGGAGGAACCACUGACGGCCAGGCGGACCAAUGGCGAAUCGCCUGCGAUCAAUGCUGCCGAGGAUCCACCAACCGCCUGCCAGCAGUUCCGCCUUCUGAUGGGCAAGCGUCUGAGGCAUCUGUCCCGCAACUACCGCCUCCUGCUCUACGUCCUCCUGCUGCCCGCUCUUUUCGAGCUGUGCGCCAUGUGGUUCGUCAGCUACCGCCUGGAGGAUGACUUCGACACCGUCCUGCCGUUGAGUCGAUCGCUUUACCCAAAAUCCGCCCAGUUUUUGUCACAGGAGCAGACCAAUGGCUUCACCGAGAAACUAUAUCCCCAUCUGAGGACAUCCUGUGAUGAGUUGGGCGAGUGCAGGGAGUUCAAUAGCUCCGAAAAUGCCUACGAUUGGGUCAUCGGCUCGUGGGAUGAGUACCGCGAGCGGCGCUAUGGUGGCUAUGGGCUAAAUGGAUCGGGAGCAACAGUGUGGUACAAUAACAAGGGCUACCACUCCAUGGUCGCCUGGCUGAACGAUCUCAAUUCGGAGCUGUUGCGCACUACCUUAAACGACUCCGAUUACGGCAUCCUCACGCUGAACGAACCCUGGAAACUGGGCUACUCCGAACUGAGCACCAGUUCGAUUCUUCGCCAGGCGGGCGAUGGAUCUAUGGUCUUCAUCCUGCUGAUUGCCUUCGGCUUGGUGGUGGCCGCCGCUUCGGUUUAUCUGGUCAACGAGAGGGUCAACGGCGAGAAGCUGCAGCAGAGGCUGUGCGGCGUGAGUGCCGUGACCUACUGGCUGGUGGCCUUCGUGUGGGACUACUUGGUGAUGGUACUGGGUCUGAUUGUCUGCCUCGCCGUCAUCCUGAUGUUCGGGAUGCCCGUAUUCGUCGACCGCCAGCAGCUGGUGGGCAUCAUUGGACUAUCAUUGGCCUUCAGCUUCGCUUGCGUUCCGGCUGUCCACGUGGCCGAGAAGAUAUUCAGCGACUCGAGCAUCGCCAUCGUGUCGAUCUUCUGCGCCAACCUCAUCAUCCCGCUGGCCACCAUGGGCAUUGUCCUCAUCCUGGGCGUGGUGGGCGAUGGUCCGGCUUGGGAUAGCUGGCGGCACGCCCUCAACCAGGCCUUCCUCAUCUUUCCCAUCCAUGCGCUGGGCGAUGGCUUCCUGGAGCUGUGCAAGAACUAUAUGGUGGCCUUGAUGUUCCGGCGCUACGACAUCGACUCGUACAAGCAUCCGCUGGCCAGCGACCUGCUCGGGCGCCACUUCACCGCUCUGUUGGUGGUGGGCGUGGCUGCCCUCAUCCUCAACGUCCUCAUCGAGUGGCACCUGCUGCGGCGAUUGUGGCAGCGCGUGGAGCGCAUGAUGGACUGCACUUAUCGCAGGGAGCUGGACAAGCUGGGCCAGCUGAAGCUGGUCAACAUCCAGAGCAUCUUCAAGAGUUGCGUGGCCGCCGGCGAGGCGGUCCGGGCGGAGAACCUCUGGCUCGCCUACCGCCGCGGACGGUACGCGGUGCGCCAGGUGCACUUCAGCGUCCAGAAGGGCGAGUGCUUCGGGUUGCUGGGCAAGAAUGGGGCCGGGAAGUCCACCAUCUUCAAGAUGCUCACCGGACAACUGCAGCCCAAUGUGGGGCACAUCUACUUCGAGCAGCCCGGAGUUUCGUACUGUCCGCAGAGCAAUCCGCUGGACCCGCUGCUCACGACGAGCGAGUGCAUCCGCUUCUACGGCCGCCUGCGUGGCAUUCGAGAUCUGGAUCAGUUUCUGGACCGCGUGCUGGACACGUACGAGCUGCGUCCGUACAAGGACAUCCAGGUGCGGAACCUGAGUGGUGGAAACAGGCGCAAACUCACGGUGGCCGUCACCUGCUGCGGCUCCACGCCCACCAUCCUGAUGGACGAGCCGACGAGCGACAUGGAUCCGGUGACCCGGGACAUGGUCUAUGCCACCAUUGAGCAGUUGCUCUUGGCUCGCCGAGCUGUGGUGCUCACCUCGCACUCGGUGUCGGAAAUCGAGCACCUGUGCCACCGAGUGGCGGUACUGCGGGCAGGCCAAGUGAUCGCCAGCGAUAGUCCGGAUCGGCUGAAGGCCGAGCACGGUGGCUACUAUGCCGUGACCUGCUUCUGCGGCCCCGCCCAACAGGCCAUCCUCUCGAGAAGCCUCAAUCAGCGACUGCCGGGAUUGCGGGAUCUGCAGCAUUGUGGCCACAGCCUGAGGUUCCUCGUGAGGAUCCGAUCGCCCGGCACUCUGGGCGAUGCACCGCUCCUCUCGGAACUCUUCGCCAUCUUGCGAGAUCUCUGCGUGGAUGUGGCCCGCUUUUCGCUGACUCGCUGUCGUUUCGAAACCGUUUUCGAGCGAAUCCUCGACAGCUGCGAGACGAAUGGCACCACUUCCAAUGGCGUCCACAGGGAGCAGCAGCAGCAUCAGGAUCAUGGCAAGGAUUUGCCCAGCAAAUCGGCUGCAGUUGGGGGCUCCCUGGAAACCGGCUACAUUCACUGUGGCUACGAGGAGACGAGAACCUGAGCGAAAUUUCAGCCAUGUUCUCAUUUCCAAACCAAAAACGACUAAAUUCAAAUUGCCUUUGGUUUUAUUUUUUUUUGCUUUUACUUAAUAAAGGCAUUUAUCUGUGACAAACGAAAAAUUUAUAUCAAAAAUAAUGUAACCUAGAGUGCUCAAAAUUAUGGUAGAAAUCGUUUUAAAAAUAUUAACGUAAUUUACUUAAUGGGUAUACUUAAUUUGUUAUGAUUUAUGUACAUUUUUAAGUUGGCUAACAUAACAGAAAUAUCAUGAGCUAAUUUUCAUUGACUUGCUACUAUUAUUUUGAGCAAAACUCUACUUUCACAUAAGUUACUUAGGCAAACAUAACAAAUUGAAGUGGAAAUCUGAAACGGUUAUGGUACUUCUAUCUUGAAAAACACAAUUGUGUAUGUCGAAUUGAGAAUUUGGCUGAAUAGACAUUUUAUGUGGUUUGUACUGGUUUUUAACUUAUGCAUACAAUAAUGUGAUUAUAAAUCUGGUAGCUUUACAGUCAAUUUUAAAUAUUAUUAAUACAAAGUAGAUGACUAAACUUUUAAAAUUUUAUUCAAAAAUCCGACAAACACCUGUAAUUUUUAAUCACAAAUCCGAUAUUAUUGUACAAUAGGUAGACAAGUUUUUUUUUUUUGUGAUAAGAUCGGUUAUGGCCGAUCCAGUGAUAAUAAUUCACUUACUUCCGGGUGUUCUGUUUAGCCAUUAAGAGUCCUUCCUUGCCCCAAAAUAUUAUCCUCCCAUAGCUUUAACAAAUUUGUAUGUACUGUGCGCGUAUAUUUAAGACCAAUCUAAAUAUAUAUAUAGUUAUGUGUAUACGUCAAGACAGAAUCCCUAUUGAAUCUGGCUAAAGAUUUGUGUUGCAAUUCGAUAAUUAAUAAAGUCAAUGAUGUUUAUAUCGAUAUAUAUG
Molecule: messenger RNA, 7335 nt
Organism: Drosophila gunungcola (fruit fly)
Lineage: Eukaryota; Metazoa; Arthropoda; Insecta; Diptera; Drosophilidae
Gene: ldd
Product: glucosylceramide transporter ABCA12
Biological process (GO): transmembrane transport; lipid transport
Cellular component (GO): intracellular membrane-bounded organelle; membrane
Molecular function (GO): ATP binding; lipid carrier activity; ABC-type transporter activity
Source: RefSeq, a predicted model, not a curated record